CCUGAACAUGUCAGCAAAACAGAGGGGGGAGGGGAUCCACUAAUGGCAGUCAUAUUUCUGAAGCUGAAAUAAUGCACUAGGUCCAAAUAUCGAUUUCUGUCGCCCAUAAGCUUCACAGCUGAUAGAUGUCCACGCCAACCGAUCCGUCUGUUGGAAUGUCCCAUCCUGGUCCUUCUCCAGGCGCUGGCCUGUCCCCAGGGCCCAUUCUAGGGCCCAGCCCUGGUCCGGGUCCCUCUCCAGGCUCUGUUCACAGUAUGAUGGGUCCUAGCCCAGGGCCUCCCAGCGUUCCCCAUAGCAUGCAGAGCCAGGGGACAGCAGACUAUUCACAGGAUGGCAUGCAUCCCAUGCAUAAGCCUAUGGAGGCAUUGCAUGAGAAGGGAAUGGGAGAUGACCUGCACUAUGGCCAAAUGAAAGGUGUUGGGAUGAGAUCUCUGCACAGUGGCAUGGGUCCUCCACAGAGUCCAAUGGAUCAGCACAGCCAAGGAUACAUGUCCCCCCACCCUUCCCCAAUGGGACCUGUACCAGAGCAUGUGUCAAGCCCCAUGUCAGGAGGGGGUCCUACGCCACCCCAGAUGCCCCAAACUCAGUCAGGCCCCAUGAUGCAAAUGGAUCCUCAGGGGAUGGGGCAACAGGGCCGCGGUCACUCUGCCUUUAGCCCUGUCCAACUGCAGCAGCUCCGAGCUCAGAUCCUGGCAUACAAGAUCCUGGGACGAGGACAGCCUCUUCCAGAGAACCUGCAGCUAGCCGUACAGGGCAAGAGAAGCCUUCCAACAAUGCAACAGCAGCCUGUCAACACUGGCCCUUACAACAGGCCUCCAGGUAUGCCGAUGUCCCAUGGAGGGCCUACGUCUGGCCCGUGUCCCACUCCAGCCAUGCAGACACAUGCUCAGAGCACGGGGCCAAAACCAUGGGCCGAGGGUCAAGGUGCUGAGGCCCCUGCUGGCCCCCAGAAGCUUCCUGUCCCAGCCCCAAGCGGCAGACCUUCUCCUGCCCCUCCCCAGGCUCCCACAGCCCCCCAGCCCAUUCCCAGCACUUCUCUCACCCCACAACCUCAACCCCCAGCCCAGCCUCAGCCACAGCAGCAACCACAGCAAGGUCCUGGUCAGCCCUCCCUCAUUAUCCAGCUCCAGCCGAAACAGAAUCGCAUCACCCCGAUCCAGAAGCCCCAGGGUCUGGACCCUGUGGAGCUCCUGCAGGAGCGAGAGUACAGGUUGCAAGCCAGGAUUGCCCACAGAAUUCAAGAGCUGGAGAACUUACCAGGUUCAUUGCCACCUGACCUGAGAACUAAAGCAACAGUCGAACUGAAAGCCUUGAGACUGCUCAACUUCCAGCGACAGCUCCGGCAGGAUGUAGUGGCUUGUAUGCGCAGAGACACCACUUUGGAGACCGCCCUGAACUCCAAAGCCUACAAGCGUAGCAAGAGGCAGACGCUGAGAGAGGCCCGCAUGACGGAGAAGUUGGAGAAGCAGCAAAAGAUUGAGCAGGAGAGGAAGCGCCGCCAGAAACAUCAGGAAUAUCUUAACAGCAUCCUCCAGCAUGCUAAGGACUUCAAGGAAUACCACAGGUCCAUUUCUGGAAAGAUCCAGAAGCUUUCAAAGGCCGUUGCCACCUGGCAUACCAAUACUGAAAGGGAGCAAAAGAAGGAGACAGAGAGAAUUGAGAAAGAGCGAAUGAGGAGACUAAUGGCUGAGGAUGAAGAGGGCUACAGGAAGCUAAUUGACCAGAAAAAGGACAAACGUCUAGCCUACCUGCUCCAGCAAACUGAUGAGUAUGUGGCCAACCUUACUACCCUGGUCUAUGAGCACAAGGCUGCUCAGGCUGCCAAAGAGAAGAAAAAGAGGAGAAAGAAGAAGAAGAAGGAAGAUGGAGAUGCUGAAGGACUUGGAGUAAUUGGUCCUGAUGGAGAGCCAAUAGAUGAGAGCAGUCAAAUGAGUGAGCUCCCAGUCAAAGUCAUCCAGACAGAGACAGGGAAGGUACUACAGGGCACAGAUGCCCCCAAGUCCAGCCAGCUGGAGGCCUGGCUUGAGAUGAACCCUGGCUAUGAAGUAGCCCCGCGGUCAGACAGCGAAGAGAGUGGCUCAGAGUUUGAAGAGGAGGAUGAAGAAGAGGUGGUCUCCAGAGCCGAAUCAGAAGAAAAGAAAAUCAUCGAUCCCAACAGCGACGAAGUGUCUGAAACUGCCGCCAAGAACAUCAUAGAGUCUGCCAAGCAGGAUGUAGACGAUGAGUACAGUGUCCAGGCGGGACAGACCAGUUCUCAGUCCUACUACGGAGUUGCCCAUGCUGUCAUUGAGAAAGUAGAGAAGCAGUCAUCUUUGCUGAUCAAUGGGACCCUCAAACAAUACCAGAUCCAGGGACUGGAAUGGAUGGUGUCCCUGUACAACAACAACCUGAAUGGCAUCCUGGCUGACGAGAUGGGUCUGGGGAAGACCAUCCAGACCAUUGCUCUCAUUACAUACCUAAUGGAACACAAGAGGCUCAAUGGCCCUUAUCUGAUCAUCGUUCCACUGUCGACCUUGUCCAACUGGGUUUACGAACUUGACAAGUGGGCACCAUCGAUUGUUAAAAUUGCGUACAAGGGCACACCGUCCAUGCGGAGGUCUUUGGUGCCACAGCUUCGCAGCGGAAAGUUCAAUGUGCUCCUCACCACCUACGAGUACAUCAUCAAAGACAAGCACAUUCUCGCUAAGAUUCGCUGGAAAUACAUGAUUGUUGAUGAAGGCCACCGUAUGAAGAACCACCACUGCAAACUGACCCAGGUGUUAAACACCCACUAUGUGGCUCCACGGAGGCUGUUGCUCACAGGGACCCCCCUGCAGAACAAACUACCUGAGCUCUGGGCCCUGCUCAACUUUCUGCUGCCCACCAUCUUUAAAAGCUGCAGCACUUUUGAGCAGUGGUUCAAUGCUCCUUUUGCCAUGACUGGAGAAAGAGUGGAUCUGAAUGAAGAGGAGACCAUCCUGAUCAUUCGCCGUCUUCACAAAGUGCUCCGCCCCUUCCUGCUGCGUAGACUGAAGAAAGAAGUGGAGUCUCAGCUGCCUGAGAAGGUGGAGUAUGUGAUUAAGUGUGACAUGUCGGCUAUCCAGAAGGUUCUCUAUAGGCACAUGCAAGGCAAAGGAAUCCUGCUUACAGAUGGCUCAGAGAAAGACAAGAAGGGUAAAGGAGGAGCAAAGACCCUGAUGAACACCAUCAUGCAGCUGAAGAAGAUCUGCAACCACCCUUACAUGUUCCAGCACAUUGAAGAGUCGUUUGCUGAGCACUUAGGCUACCCAAAUGGCAUCAUAAACGGUCCUGACCUGUACCGAGCUUCAGGAAAGUUUGAGCUGCUGGACCGUAUCCUGCCUAAGCUGCAGGCCACCAGCCACCGAGUCUUGCUCUUCUGUCAGAUGACCUCCCUAAUGACCAUCAUGGAGGAUUACUUCGCGUACCGCAACUUCCUCUACCUACGACUAGAUGGAACGACUAAGUCUGAGGACCGUGCCACACUGCUGAAGAAGUUUAAUGAUGAGGGCUCACAAUAUUUCAUCUUCCUGCUGAGUACCAGGGCAGGCGGCCUGGGCCUCAACCUACAGGCUGCUGACACUGUUGUCAUCUUCGACAGUGACUGGAACCCCCACCAGGACUUGCAGGCUCAGGAUCGUGCUCACCGGAUUGGGCAGCAAAAUGAGGUGCGUGUCUUGCGUCUCUGCACCGUCAACAGUGUGGAGGAGAAGAUCCUGGCUGCUGCCAAGUACAAACUCAACGUGGAUCAGAAAGUCAUCCAGGCCGGCAUGUUUGACCAAAAGUCCUCUAGCCAUGAGCGCAGGGCUUUCCUGCAGGCCAUUCUUGAGCAUGAAGAAGAGAACGAGGAGGAAGAUGAAGUCCCAGACGAUGAAACACUAAAUCAAAUGAUUGCCCGUAAUGAGGAGGAAUUUGAGCUUUUCAUGCGCAUGGACCUGGACCGGCGCCGCGAGGAUGCCCGUAACCCCAAGCGUAAGCCUCGUCUGAUGGAGGAGGACGAGCUGCCGGCUUGGAUCAUCAAAGAUGACGCUGAGGUGGAGCGGCUGACCUGCGAGGAAGAAGAGGAGAAGAUCUUUGGCCGCGGAUCACGCCACCGCAGGGAUGUUGACUACAGUGACACGCUGACCGAGAAACAGUGGCUGAGGGCCAUUGAAGAUGGCAACCUGGAGGAGAUGGAGGAAGAGAUCCGUCUGAAAAAGCGUAAACGGAGGAGACAUGUGGACAAAGGCAGCAGACGUGAAGAUGGGGAAAAGGCCAAGAAGAGGAGAGGACGCCCCCCGGCCGAGAAGCUUUCCCCUAAUCCCCCAAAACUCACCAAACAGAUGACUGCCAUCAUUGAGACUGUCAUCAACUACAGAGAUGGAUCAGGCCGGCAGCUUAGUGAAGUCUUUGUGCAGCUGCCUUCCAGGAAGGAGCUCCCAGAGUACUAUGAACUGAUAAGGAAGCCGGUGGACUUCAAGAAGAUCAAGGAGAGAGUGCGUAACCAUAAGUACAGAAGCCUGGGCGAUUUGGAGAAGGACGUAAUGCUUCUUUGUCACAAUGCUCAAACCUACAAUCUGGAAGGUUCCCAGAUCUAUGAGGACUCCAUCGUACUGCAGUCUGUGUUUAAGAGUGCCCGGCAGAAGAUUGCCAAAGAAGAGAGCGAAGACGACAGCAAUGAUGAUGACGAUGAUGAUGAGGAGUCAGAGGCUGAGUCCAAGUCGGUGAAGGUGAAGAUCAAGCUGAGCAAGCGAGAGGAGCGCAGCCAAGACAAAGGCAAGAAGCGGCCAAGCCGGGCCAAAGCCAAACCUGUGGUCAGUGACGAUGACAGCGACGAGGAGCAGGAGGAGAAUGAGCAGUCUGAGGGCAGCCCCACAGAAGACGAGUGAUGAGGACGAGACCAGCUGAUAGUCGCCUGAUCCUUCCAUUAUUUCCUAAUUCUUUUUUUGUUUUUUUUUUCGUUGUUUUUCUCUUUUUUUCCAUCACCAGCAUCUGCUCCUCUGCUGUUUUUCUGCUUGGUUUCAGAAGUCACAUUCAUUGGCUUGUUCUCUCCAGUGCAGUAGAGGUACUGCUUUUUUCACAAGUGGCUGUUUAAUCAAUCCAUCAUGUGGCUUCACUACACAUACUGAGGAAACUGAUUGUGUAUUCUUGUAUGUAUUUUAUCCCUUAUGCAAUAUUUUACAUACUUUACCUAAAAACACAUUAAUGUGUGGUUGGAGAGAAGAAGGGCAGAAAAGCUUCAUAGUUCAUUUAUAAGCUACCAAAAGGAAAAGAAUAAAAAGAUUUAUAUCUAAAAGUUUCUAUUUGAUAAUAUAGAUGCACAUGGUCAAACCAAGCUCUUUGUAUUCAUAUUCUCUGGCAGUUACACUUAAAGUGAUGUUCCCACCACAUGAGUUCAUGCCCUUAAACUUACGUGUUGUUGUGAUUAUUAGUAACAAGCUAAGCAGAGAUUUAAGAAGUGAAGGGAUAUCUUGGGAUUAGUCUUUGAUAUAGUCCGCUGAUUGACCUGAUGCUGUUUUCAGCAGCUGGAGAGGCCUGAGGAGGUUCUCCAGUGUUUUUUUGAGAUUCACUUAGACAUAACAGACUUCUAGACUUCGUCUGUUCACUUCAUUCGGGCCUCUCUUGUGUCUCGCCUUUAAUACCAACUCUCACAGAUAUUUUUGUAUUCUCUUUUCAAAGGUUUGCGGUUUUGUUAAGAGGCAGAACAAUUUUUUGGGGAAAAAACUCAUUGUAAGCCUUGAUACUGUAUUGAUAUAUUGAUAUGAACAUGUAUCUAAUUAUUUUGAAGUUGAUGCUGUUUUUUUGUCUUGUUCAUGAGCUUACGUAUACCAGUAUUAGUGUCUGUUUUUCUCUCCUAAUGUCUGUCAUCUUGUUGCCGUUAUAUACAUACUCUGCUUGUCACCUUUUCUGAAGUGUCAAUCUUUGCUUUCUUUGCACAAUGUCUUUGUGGUUGUAUCUCAUAGCCCAAAGUAAAUAAAUGUCAGAUUUUGAA
Molecule: messenger RNA, 5968 nt
Organism: Colossoma macropomum (tambaqui)
Lineage: Eukaryota; Metazoa; Chordata; Actinopteri; Characiformes; Serrasalmidae
Gene: smarca2
Product: SWI/SNF related, matrix associated, actin dependent regulator of chromatin, subfamily a, member 2
Exons: 34
Coding region: 126-4865 (1579 amino acids)
Biological process (GO): positive regulation of transcription by RNA polymerase II
Cellular component (GO): nucleus
Molecular function (GO): DNA binding; histone binding; ATP-dependent chromatin remodeler activity
Source: RefSeq, a predicted model, not a curated record